Eurytemora carolleeae is the source of this 770-nucleotide messenger RNA. RefSeq names its product glycerophosphodiester phosphodiesterase GDPD5. The record is from RefSeq and is a predicted model, not a curated record. Gene Ontology annotation, molecular function: glycerophosphodiester phosphodiesterase activity. NCBI's taxonomy places the organism in Eukaryota, Metazoa, Arthropoda, Copepoda, Calanoida, Temoridae. Gene Ontology annotation, biological process: lipid metabolic process. The transcript has 10 exons. The coding region runs from base 3 to 755 and encodes 250 amino acids.
ACAUGAUACAAGUCAUGUUUAUUGUAGCUUGGCUAGCUGCUUCCUUUUCAGUUGCAACACCAAACCAUCAUAUACCUCUAGUAGCAGCUCAUUCUUUAGAAGCUUCCCAUUCUUUAGAAGCUGCUCAUUCUUUGAAAGCAGCUCAUUCUUCAGUAGUAGCUCAUACACAUCAAGACAAUUUACCAGAGUUGAACUCAAAACAAGUUUACAGCGGAAUGAUGCAAAUGGAAUCCAAAGAAAGUAUGGUGCAGGAAAAGGCUAUUAGAAGACCACUUAAUAUAGCACAUAGAGGUUUCUCUGGUAGAUAUCCUGCUCAUUCUAUGCAGGGAUACAUUCAAGGGGCUAGAGCUGGAGCUGAUUAUAUUGAGUGUGAUAUACAAUUCACAAGAGAUAAAGUUCCUGUUUGUUUACAUAACUACUGGCUGAGUGGAGUGACCGAUGUUGCAGAAAAUCCAGAUUUAGCUGCUCACAAGCGUCCUCUUCUAAACAUGUCUGGUGAGGGAAUUCAUGAGGAUUGGGCAAUCUGGGAUCUUACUCUAGCAGAGGCUAAAACAUUAAGAUUGAGGCAGGAAUAUGAGGGGAGGUCAAAGGAAUUCGAUGGGAUGUUUACUAUUCCAACUUUUGAUGAAUUUGUGCAAGCAGCUCGAGAGUAUGGUAUAGGUAUAUACCCGGAGCUUAAGCACCCAAGCCUAUACAACAAGGCCUGGAAAAUCUACAACUCAACAAAGGAUAGUAUUUUUAUAUACCGAAAUUAAAUCCUAUUAUCGAAU